This is a messenger RNA of Lycium ferocissimum, 2396 nucleotides long. RefSeq names its product ubiquitin carboxyl-terminal hydrolase 20-like. The record is from RefSeq and is a predicted model, not a curated record. NCBI's taxonomy places the organism in Eukaryota, Viridiplantae, Streptophyta, Magnoliopsida, Solanales, Solanaceae. Gene Ontology annotation, molecular function: cysteine-type endopeptidase activity; cysteine-type deubiquitinase activity. Bases 135 to 2216 code for a protein of 693 amino acids. Gene Ontology annotation, biological process: protein deubiquitination. Gene Ontology annotation, cellular component: cytosol; nucleus. The transcript is spliced from 8 exons.
AUAUUUGUUGUUUUUUCAUCAUUUCAAAGCAAACCCAUCUCAUAUAAACCCAAAAAACUCAAAUCUUUAUAAUUUUUUUUUUAAUUUUCACCAAAAAAAAAACCCAAUUUUUAUCUUUUUUUUUUGACAUUUCAAUGGAAACCCAUAACCUAAAAACUCAAUCUUUACCUGUUAAUUCAGUUGAUGAAGCUCAACAAAGUGAUGAAAGUGGAAAAGAUGUUGACUUUUUAGUCAAAGAAGAUUCUAGAAGAGUUGAAAAUGAAGAUUUGGGUUUGGAUUUGUCACCAGUUAGGGCUAAUUCUUGUAAUUGGGGCAAUUCUUGGACUAAAAUUACUGAUUCUAGCCCAUUGGAUUCACAAUGGUAUGUUGGUGUUGAUAAUAAUGGGCCUUCUUCUUCUUCAGAUUGGGCCCAAUGGCCUUCAGAAAUUAAGCCCAUGGGCUCAAUUGAGCCCAAAUGGGGUUUUCAAAGAAAUGAAGAAAUUGAGCCUGUAGCCUCUAUUGUGCCAUUUGAGAAUCAGCCUUUUAAGCUGGGUGCUGGACUUGCUAAUUUAGGCAACACAUGCUUCCUGAAUGCGGUUUUGCAAUCUUUCAUGCACACGGUGCCUUUGCUUCAGCUCCUUGCGUCGAACGAUCAUGCAUCGCCAUGCGAUAGUUACAUGAUAGGAUUCUGUGUAAUUUGCGUUAUUAGAGAGCUUAUUGACCUUUCAUUGGCUUCGGGCGGUGGUUUUGUCUCUCCCUGGAAACUUGUUAACAACUUGAGUUAUUUUUCGUCCAGUUUCCAUAGGUUCCAACAAGAAGACGCUCAUGAAUUCCUACAAUGCCUUCUGGAUAGACUUGAAAGCUGUUGUAAUGAUUCAAUGCGAAAAGAUGGGGCACCUUCAGAAAGUGACAACAUUGUAAAGCAGGCCUUUGGUGGUCGCCUUGUCAGCAAACUGCGCUGUUGCAAUUGUGGUCACUGCUCUGACACUUACGAGCCUCUAAUUGACCUAAGUUUGGAGAUUAAAGAUGUCGACAGUUUACCCGCAGCGUUGGAAUCUUUCACAAAAGUUGAGAAAAUUGAUGAUCCAGAGAUAAAGUUUUCAUGUGAAAAAUGUAAGGCACAAGUGUCAAUCGAGAAGCAGCUUUUGCUCGAUAAGGCCCCUUCUGUUGCUGCCUUCCAUUUGAAGAGAUUUGAAAAUGACGGUUCUUUUGUUGAGAAGGUUGACAAACAUGUUUCAUUUCCGCUGGAAUUGGACUUGCUUCCGUAUACUGAUAAUAACCAAAUUAAUAAUGAAGAAAUGAAGUACGAUCUUUAUGCAGUUAUAGUGCAUAUUGGGUUUUCAUCCUGUUCAGGGCACUAUUACAGCUACGUCCGGUCUGCACCAGAUGAAUGGUACAAAUUUGAUGACUCAGAGGUUUUCCGGGUUCACGAAGAUCUAGUUUUGGAAGAGGAAGCAUAUAUUAUGCUUUAUGCAAAGAGAGGUACCCCAUGGUUCUCAGAUUUCGUUGAAAUGCAAAAGCCCUUCAUAGAUCCGACCAUAUUCAAUACUUCUCCCAAGUCAGUUCUGGAUAAUGUGGACGCUAUAUCCAUAACUUCUCCGUGCAUUCUAAAUAAUCAUGCUUCCGAUGUCAGCGAAUCUGAUCAUGCUGCAGACGAGGCAUCUACUAAGCCUGAGCUCGACAAGAUUGAGGAUAGUGAAUCACGGGACGUUGAGCCGACGUCUACUCCAGGACCAACUGGUGCGGUUAACUCUCUCGAUUACCAUACUGCUGAAGCGGAUAAAGUGUCUUUAGCUUCAAAGCAUAAUGUAAACAACUGUACUCGGGACAUUGGUGUGACCGGAAGAAUGGAAACUCUGACUCCCAAGACACCAUCUAGGUCUCCUAGUCCAGAGAUACACCGAGAUGAUCCACCCGAAAACAGUUAUGCCAUUCCUCGUGGCCAUGUAACAUUAGCAGAUCAAGUUUCUUGCAAGCAUCAAUCACAGAAGGAUCUAGAGCAGGACUUGGAAAGAAAGGAGGCGUGUUCUCUAAUUAAGAAAACUAUUCCCGGGUCAAGAGGUCAACAAUUAAUGGCUGCUAUGCGUGGCUCACAAAGUGAAGGUUCAUUUUUGAACAAGAAAAGGAGAAAAAUCGAAGGUUCUCCGAGUAGUAGAGACGAUAGAAGUUCAGCUGGUCGACGUAGGUCAAGUUUUGGCUCUGGUUUACAUCCUGUAAUGGCUAGCAGCUUCAGAUGACUAGGUCUUUGACUUUUGCAGAACACUUGUAGUUUGUAUGAUAGAAUAGUCUUUUUGAUUUAAACCUCCAGGUCUUGGAGGCGGAUUCAAAAUUUUGAGUUUAUGGGUUGUGGAUUCGAGAAAAAAACAGCUUAUUGGGUUCUGGAUAAAUUAUAUAUACAUAUUAAGUGGAUUUUUAAA